AUGUCGUCUUUAACCAAACUUCUGCAAGAAAAGCGGAAAAAUGAGGCGACGUCGGCCGCAGGACCCGCGCAACAACGUCUGCAAGAGUUGGCCAACACCACUGCUGGCGCGUCCCAGGACAUCCCUGAAGAAGUGGGAUUGAGUGAAAGUGAUCUCACAAGACAGCCAGAGUUCUUGUCGAGCUUUAUCGCGUCGAACUCAGCACACACCGCGACUUUCAGCGAAAGCUUAAAGGACCGCGAACGGCCCACUCCCCUUAGCGUGGAAUCACGUGGCGGCACAGAUGGGAUUCCCGGCGCGGGAGGCGCUGCCAAUGGCGGUGGGUUUUCGAGCUCGCCGGCUGCAGGUGGGUUUGCACCAGGGUCGCUGUCUUCGUCGUCGCAAGCGGGCUACCUGAGCCGUGGAAAGCCGAUGCCGUCACUUUCGUCGACGAUACCGUACUCAGUGCCCAAUUCCAACGCCAGCACUGCUACCGUGACGGCUGGAAACGGGUACGGUUUCGCUCCCAACAGCGCUGGCGUCGCCCCCGGCAGCUCUGCGUCGUCGCUUUCGUCGUCUUACCUCGAAAACUCCGGGUUGAUGCCCCACAACGUCUCGGCCAUCGACAGCAACGUGAUCUCAUCACCCAAGGUGGACUCCGUUGAGCCCAGGUUCAUCAUCUCGAAGCAGAAAUUCCAAAAGGCGUCUCAAAACAACGCCGCGAAUCUUUACUCCAGCUCGCAAACUGGGUCGGUGCCCAGAUCUAGCUCUAUCUCCUCGCAGCUGGGAAACCUGUUUUUGAACAAAAACGGCAAAGACCUCACCAUAACUACACCAACCCAUGCAUCCCAAAGUAGAGACAUCCCCGGCAUUUCCAUGCCGGCUUCCUCUGCGUACGGGUCGUCCAUUCCCAAACCUAUGCGAGCAAGACGCAGCUCCCUUUACGGGAGCUCGAGACAACCGUCGGGGUCUUUCCAGGACUCUUUCAUUGGCUCGCCCUCAUCUUUGCAUGAACAGCAUCCCAAUCAAUACAUACCCCGGUCUCGCCACUCCUCGUUUGCGGAUCUUAAAAGGUUUUUUAAAAAGGGCCAAAGUCAACAAAUGAGCGCUUCGCCAAAUACACCCCCGGUAUCGGCCGGUGGAAACAUCAGCUCACAUACCUCAAACACGUCGUCUUUCGAACCCGGCUCCUACAAUAGUACUGGUGACACGAUAUAUACAAAUCAGCAGUCACCAGCUCUCCCUUUUUCCAAAAGAUACGCCAAAACGGGUGAAAAUCUAGGUGCUGGGGCAGGAGGUUCGGUAAGACUAUUCAAAAGAAUCCCAGACAAUAAAGUCGUUGCAGUGAAAGAGUUCAGAAGUAAAUUCGAACAUGAAAUCAAGAGAGAUUAUGUGAAAAAGAUUACAUCCGAAUACUGUAUCGGCACCACUUUGCGUCACCCUAACAUCAUCGAAACGGUUGAGAUUGUUUAUGAUAAUAAUCGCAUUUUGCAAGUCAUGGAGUACUGCGACUACGAUUUGUUUGCCAUAGUAAUGAGCAACAAAAUGUCGCACGAGGAGAUCUGUUGUUGCUUCAAGCAAAUCCUGACCGGUAUUCAGUAUUUGCACUCUAUGGGGCUGGCUCAUCGUGACUUGAAGUUAGACAAUUGCGUGAUCAAUAAGGAUGGUAUUGUCAAACUUAUUGACUUUGGAGCAGCCGCUGUAUUUUCGUAUCCAUUUUCGAAGAACUUGGUCGAGUCGUCCGGAAUUGUAGGAAGCGAUCCUUACUUGGCCCCCGAGGUGUGCAUUUUUUCCAAGUAUGACCCUAGACCUGUGGACAUCUGGUCUGCUGCCAUUAUCUUCGCUUGUAUGGUGCUUAAAAAAUUCCCAUGGAAAAUUCCUAAGUUAAAGGACAACUCAUUCAAGUUGUUCUGCUCAGGAAGAAAUUGUGAUUCCUUGAGCGCGCUGGUAGUGCGUACACCUGAAUCUGCGCCCGAGCCUCCUUCUUACGAUAACGUAAUUAACGGCAACAGCGCGUCUCCUAUACCACCUGCCUCUAGUAAUAACCCAUCUGAUCCUGACAAUCCAAAUAUAGGACCUCAAAGACUGCUUUCUUCUUUACCAGAAGAGUGUCAGCAUAUUAUUGGACGCAUGGUUGAUUUGGCUCCUGCAUGCAGGGCCAGUAUUGAAGAGAUCAUGCAAGACCCUUGGGUCGAGUCCAUUGAUAUGUGCGAAGUGGUGGAUGAUGGAUUCUCUACCAAAAUAAUACCAGGAGUCGACCACAAGCACACUCAGGUCGACCAAAGUGAGGCCCAUAUCGCGGGACUAGAAAAGAAAAAGAAGAAACAAAAUCGUUGA
Messenger RNA from Lachancea meyersii CBS 8951, 2316 nucleotides. Lineage: Eukaryota; Fungi; Ascomycota; Saccharomycetes; Saccharomycetales; Saccharomycetaceae. The record is from the annotation of a GenBank genome assembly.